Oncorhynchus kisutch (coho salmon) is the source of this 6541-nucleotide messenger RNA. RefSeq names its product pleckstrin and Sec7 domain containing 2 (gene psd2). The transcript has 14 exons. Gene Ontology annotation, biological process: regulation of ARF protein signal transduction. The record is from RefSeq and is a predicted model, not a curated record. Lineage: Eukaryota; Metazoa; Chordata; Actinopteri; Salmoniformes; Salmonidae. Bases 76 to 3015 code for a protein of 979 amino acids. Gene Ontology annotation, molecular function: guanyl-nucleotide exchange factor activity; protein binding; phospholipid binding.
UCCUCCCUGGUCCUGGAUCCAGAGCUCACUGCCUCCCCCCUGGGCCCAGACGACCCCCCCCCACAACCAGGCACCAUGACCCAGGAGGGGCAGGGACCACACCAGACUGAACCCACUACACCCCCAGAAAUCCAGGGGGUGACCUCAGCUCACCCUUCAGAGGAGUCAGCCACAGACCAAGGGCUGGAGGGGCUAGGUCUGGAGGUGAAGGUGGAGGGGAUAGAGGGGACCAAUGAGGAGGAAGGGGAGGGAAGUGUUACGGUAGAAGGGGAAGUACACGGAGAAAGAGAAGGUGGGGAAAGUGGAAAGAGAGAGGGUGAUGAGGUAGGUGAGGGAGUGGAACAAGUGAUGCAGGGAGAAGGAGAGGUGCAUGAAGAGAGAGAGAGUAUGGCAGAGACAAGUGAUGAAGAAGAUGGGCUGGGGGAUGAGAGGAUAGAUUCAGAGGAUGGUCAGACAGAUGGAGAACUAGAGAGAGUGGAGGAGGUAGAGAAGGAGGGGGAUAACAUGAACACAGAGGCCACAGAUGAGGCAGAACCAGCCUGCAAGCCCAGCUGUGAGGAGGAGGAGGAAGGAGAGGAGGAGGAGGAGGAGUUAACACCACCACCUGAGAACCAGGAAGAGGACCAGGACUUACCAGACCCACCGCAGUCUCUGGACAUAAUCAGGCUGGAGAACGGGAUAGGACCUGAGAACGGAAUCGAAGGGCAUGAAGAGGAGGAUGAUGAAGAUGAGGUAGAAGGAUGCAGCUUAGUAGAGGUCAUCCAGGAACACCUGGACACGUUCAGCUCCACCUUCGAGUGUUCCGUAGAGCUAGCGGACACAGAGGUGGAGGAAGAGGAGGAGGAGGAGGAGGAGGAGGAGGGGGAUGGGGAUGGGAGAGGUAACCAGGACAGUUUCAGCUCUGUGUUUGAACGCAUCGUGGAGCAGGUUGUGGCCAUAGAGAGGGAGGAAGAGGAAGAUGAGGAAGAGGGGGAGGGCGAGAGGGAGAAGAACACGGUGGACAACAAGGACGGCUUCAGCUCGACGUUUGAGCGUAUCGUUGAGUCUGCGCUUCUCCGCGGGGGGACGUGCUACAGUAGUCUGGACUCUCUGGAUGUCCUGUCACUCACAGACGAGACAGACAGCUGCGUCAGCUUCGAGGCGCCACUCACCCCCCUUAUUCAGCAGAGGUCCUUCCUUCAGAGCCCUGAGCCACUGGAGCUAGAACUAGCCACCGUCAUGGAGCAGGAGGGGAGUGAGGCUGGAACCGAGGCCCAGCAAGGAGAGCCUGAGGCUGGGGAGAGUGCUGCAGGGCCUGGGCCUGGACCUGGAGGAAGCCCACUAAGGACCACCAUCACCGGGACGAGGUCAGAGUUUGUACUGAGCCAGCCUGGCCAGUGGGACAUCCCUAAUGGGUUUCAUACAGACACCCAGGGGGGAGUGGAGGGCUCUGGAGCCAUACCCAACUCAAUGAGUGAUGCCAACCUCCUCACGGACGUGCUGUCGGACUCAGAGUCGGAGCUGGGGGGCCUGGAGCAGCUGGAGAGAAGCAGCACGGAAACCCUGGCCAACGGUUGCCGUGCCGACUGCGACGCCGCCAAACGCCUGGCCAAGCGUCUGUUCUACCUGGAGGGCUUCAGACGCUGCGACGUGGCACGCCACCUGGGCAAGAAUAACGACUUCAGCCAGCUGGUGGCGUCAGAGUACCUCAGCUUCUUUGACUUCUCUGGCCUGUCAUUGGACAAGGCCCUGAGGAACUUCCUGAAAGCCUUUCCUCUGAUGGGUGAGACCCAGGAGAGAGAGAGAAUCCUGGUCCACUUCUCUAAGAGGUUCUGUGUCUGCAACCCCACAGCCCUCGCCCCCGAUGGCAAGGACAGAUCCAAACGGGAUGAUGAUGAUGAAGAAGAUGAUGACGGAGCCCAUACGUUAACCUGCGCCCUAAUGCUGCUCAACACUGAUCUACAUGGACACAACAUUGGGAAGAAGAUGUCUUGCCAGCAGUUCAUCAGUAAUCUGGAUGGCCUAAACGAUGGCAAGGACUUCCCUAAAGACCUGUUAAAGGUGCUGUAUAAUUCAAUAAAGAACGAGAAACUUGAAUGGGCAAUUGAGGAAGAGGAGUUCAGGAAGAGUCUAUCGGAGCUGGUGGAGGAGCAGUAUGAGGGAGGGGGGAAGAGGGGGGUUGCCAGGGUAACGGAUGGCAAUAACCCUUUCAUCGCCAUUCCCAUCCUACCCAACGCUGUCACCUAUAAACAUGGUGUCCUGUCUCGCAAGAGCCACGCAGACAUGGACGGCAAACGCACCCCACGAGGACGACGAGGCUGGAAGAAGUUCUAUGCGGUUCUAAAGGGGAUGAUCCUUUAUCUACAGAAGGAUGAGUAUAAGGCUGAUGCAGAGCUGUGUGAGGGGGACCUGAAGAACGCUGUGCGUAUCCACCAUGCAUUAGCCACCCGCGCUACAGACUACAGCAAGAGACCCAACGUCCUCAAACUAAAGACCUCUGACUGGAGAGUGUUCCUGCUGCAGGCACCGAGUGAAGAGGAGAUGAUGUCGUGGAUAUUCCGUAUUAACCUGGUAGCAGCUCUGUUCUCCGCCCCGGCCUUCCCUGCUGCCAUUGGCUCCAUGAAGACGUUCUGUAGACCUCUACUGCCCUCCUCCUCUACCCGGCUAAACCAGGAGGAUCAGCUGCAGUCCCACGAGGGGAAGCUGAAGCAGAUGAGUGUGGAGGUGGAGGAGCACAGGAAGAACCCUCCCUCGCCUUCUCCCAAGAGCAGAGAGUGGGAGGAGUAUCGAAUCAAAGAGCACUACCUCAUAUAUGAGAAGAGUCGGUACGAGACGUAUAUCAACCUGCUCCAGGCCAAGAUGAGGGCAGAGACAGACGACCUGGAGAAGAUAGAGGCUAGCGUGAUGAGCGGGAUUGGGGAGGGCCGAGGGGGGCGCGAGGGAUACCUCCGGAAGACCCAGUCCUCUCCUUCCAUCAGCCAGCACGAUGUCAAUGGCAGGGCCUCUGGACGCACUGGCCCGGGCCAGCAGAGUUGAGAGGAGAACCCCCUAAAAAAUAUAAUGCACCCCCCGUAACUCUGUCCUCUGAGCCAGAGGGCUCUCCCCUCUAAAUGCCGGAGAACUGGACCCCCAAAUCCUCCCUCCUUCCUAUUUCAUUGCACAGUAAAGCGGUAAUAAUUGUUCCAGCUAUACAGUAUUAAUGGUGUUAUUUAACCAACAGCUAAUUGUCUCUGGCAGUGCUUAUAAGAACACUUAUAAUGGAGAACAUGAAGAUGUGGAAAAAAGGACGAAAGAGGAGAGAGGACUUACCGGCAUAAAGGAAGUGUGGAGUGUAGUUUUUUGGUUUGAGGAGGUGGAUGGUGGAUUUCAGGGUGGAGGGGUACAGUAGCAUAGUAGUAGGGCGACAAGUAGCCUAGCAGUUAAGAGAUUUGGGCCAGUAACCAUCGCUGUUUUGAAUCCCGAGCAGGCUAAGUGAAAAAUCUGUUAAUGUGCCCUAGAGCAAGGCACUUAACCCACAAUUGCUCCUGUAAGUCGCUCUGCAUAACAGCAUCUGCUAAAUGACUAAAAUGUCAAAUGUACACUACUGUUCAAAAGUUUGGGGUCACUUAGAAAUGUCCUUGUUUUUGAAAGAGAAGCUAAUUUUUUGUCCAUUAAAAUAACAUCAAAUUCAUCAGAAAUACAGUGUAGGCAUUUUUAAUGUUGUAAAUGACUAUUGUAGCUGGAAACAGAUUUUUUUUAAUGGAAUAUCUACAUAGGUGUAUUCCAAUGGCACGUUGUGUUAGCUAAUCGCAGUGUAACAUUUUAAAAGGCAUUAGAAAACCCUUUUGCAAUUAUGUUAGCACAGUUGAAAACUGUUGUUCUGAUUAAAGAAGCAAUAAAACUGGCCGCCUUUAGACUAGUUGAGUAUCUGGAGCAUCAGCAUUUGUGGGUUCAAUUACAGGCUCAAAAUGACCAGAAACAAAGACCUUUCUUUGGAAACUCGUCAGUCUAUUCUUGUUCUGAGAAAUGAAGGAUAUUCCAUGCGAGAAAUUGCCAAGAAACUGAAGGUCUCGUACAACGCUGUGUACUACUCCCUUCACAGAACAGCACAAACUGGCUCUAACCAGUAGAAAGAGGAGUGGGAGGCCUCGGUGCACAACUCUCAACAUCAACAGUUAAGAGUUGCAAAGAAAAAGACAUAUCUCAGACUGGCCAAUAAAAAUACAAGAUUAAGAUGGGCAAAAGAACACAGACACUGGACAGAGGAAGAUUGGAAAAAAGUGUUAUGGACAGACGAAUCUAAGUUUGAGGUGUUCGGAUCACAAAGAAGAACAUUCGUGAGAUGCUUAAAAAUCGAAAAGAGGUGGAGGUAAUGUGAUGGUCUGGGGGUGCUUUGGUGGUGGUAAAGUGGGAUAUUUGUACAGGGGAAAAGCGAUCUUGAUGAAGGAAGACUUUCACUCCAUUUUGCAACGCCAUGCCAUACCCUGUGGGCGGCGCUUAAUUGGAGCCAAUUUCCUCCUACAACAGGACAAUGACCCAAAGAACAGCUCCAAACUAUGCAAUAAUUAUUUAGGGAAGAAGCAGUCAGCUGGUAUUCUGUCUAUAAUAGAGUGGCCGGCCAGCACGGUCAUUUGAUUUCAACCCUAUUGAGCUGUUGUAGGAGCAGCUUGACCGUAUGGUAUGUAAGAAGCGCCCAUCAAACCAAUCCAAUUUGUGAGAGGUGCUUCAGGAAGUAUGGGGUGAAAUCUCUUCAGAUUACCUCAACAAAUUGACAACUAGAAUGCCAAAGCUCUGCAAGGCUGUAAUUGCUGCAAAUAGAGGAUUCUUUGAUGAAAGCAAUGUUUGAUGGACACAAUUAUUUCAUUUAAAAAUCAUUGUUUAUAACCUUGUCAACGUCUUGACUAUAUUUCCUAUUCUUUUUGCAACUCAUUUCAUGUAUGUUUUCACGGAAAACAAUGACAUUUCUAAGUGACCCCAAACCUUUGAAGUAACUCACACCUUAUAGUGAGCCUUCAACAGGUUACUAUGGACCAUAGAGCAUGGAGACUCUCCUCAGUGUAUCUGAACAGGCCUAUGUAACACACCUACUGUAUGGAAGCCUUAUGAUGAUGAACAACACUUACCCAGACUCUCAGAACUGUUAAGAUGAUCAACUCCUUGCUGUGUAGACUAUUAUUGAUAAGUAUGUAUUUCUUCUUCCACUUGAACCUGAGCUUCAUAUAUGAUAUCAGACUGAAUGAAAGCACUGUGGCAUGUUUUAUAACCCUUGUUCUAUGUUACUGAGUGGAUACCUGUACUGCUGUUACUCUGAGUGGAUACCUGUACUGCUGUUACUCUGAGUGGAUACCUGUACUGCUGUUACUCUGAGUGGAUACCUGUACUGCUGUUACUGAGUGAAUACCUGUACUGCUGUUACUCUGAGUGGAUACCUGUACUGGUGUUACUCUGAGUGAAUACCUGUACUGCUGUUACUCUGAGUGGAUACCUGUACUGCUGUUACUGAGUGGAUACCUGUACUGCUGUUACUGAGUGAAUACCUGUACUGCUGUUACUCUGAGUGAAUACCUGUACUGCUGUUACUCUGAGUGGAUACCUGUACUGCUGUUACUCUGAGUGGAUACCUGUACUGCUGUUACUCUGAGUGAAUACCUGUACUGCUGUUACUCUGAGUGAAUACCUGUACUGCUGUUACUCUGAGUGGAUACCUGUACUGCUGUUACUCUGAGUGGAUACCUGUACUGCUGUUACUCUGAGUGAAUACCUGUACUGCUGUUACUCUGAGUGGAUACCUGUACUGCUGUUACUGAGUGGAUAACUGUACUGCUGUUACUCUGAGUGGAUACCUGUACUGCUGUUACUCUGAGUGGAUACUAGUACUGCUGUUACUGAGUGGAUAACUGUACUGCUGUUACUCUGAGUGGAUACCUGUACUGCUGUUACUCUGAGUGAAUACCUGUACUGCUGUUACUCUGAGUGGAUACCUGUACUGCUGUUACUGAGUGGAUAACUGUACUGCUGUUACUCUGAGUGGAUACCUGUACUGCUGUUACUCUGAGUGGAUACCUGUACUGCUGUUACUCUGAGUGGAUACCUGUACUGCUGUUACUGAGUGGAUAACUGUACUGCUGUUACUCUGAGUGGAUACCUGUACUGCUGUUACUGAGUGAAUACCUGUACUGCUGUUACUCUGAGUGGAUACCUGUACUGCUGUUACUCUGAGUGAAUACCUGUACUGCUGUUACUCUGAGUGAAUACCUGUACUGCUGUUACUCUGAGUGGAUACCUGUACUGCUGUUACUCUGAGUGAAUACCUGUACUGCUGUUACUCUGAGUGGAUACCUGUACUGCUGUUACUCUGAGUGAAUACCUGUACUGCUGUUACUCUGAGUGGAUACCUGUACUGCUGUUACUCUGAGUGGAUACCUGUACUGCUGUUACUCUGAGUGGAUACCUGUACUGCUGUUACUCUGAGUGGAUACCUGUACUGCUGUUACUCUGAGUGGAAGCUGGGAUGGAGGACAUUGACAGAGUAUGAGCAGUACUGUUGGUUUGUUGAAGAUUUUGAUAAAGUGCUUUGAGUGCG